AUGGAUGCCUCAGAGCUUGACGAAGCGGUGGCUGACUACAUGGUGCAGCUAGCGAGAGAAGGCGGGACGGAGGAAGAAGUGUGGAGCGUGAUGGAGGGAUGCUAUCCGGAGCUGGAGGAGUCGCCCGAGAGCAAGGAAGCGUUUUCCGCCGUGUUCCACCAGCUGAGGAACCCCAGCCAGCAGCCUGCCACGACGACGGCACCAUCUUCCACAACCCCUGCGGAAUCGUCCUCCACGACGGACCGGCAGCAGCAGCCUCUGCAACUGCAACCACACCAUCAAGGCAACGACGGCCGGUCACCGGCUGAGGGGCGGAGUUCCGCUGGUGCCGAGGGCCGCCAUUGUGACUCCGGCGGUACGGGGACGGCACGAGAUGAAGCCGACGUGGGCUUCCUCAGAGAGAUGCCGCCCCCUUCAAACCCGACCACGGGUGCCCCCCCCCCCGCCCCCCCCCGUCUUAGAAUGCCGCAGGUGUCCGAUCGUGGGCUAAGGUAUGUUCUUCACCGCGUGGCGAAAGGGAGCAGAGUGGCCGCCGCUUCCUACCUUGCGGACCGCUUCGCAGUCGGUUCUUCGUCUGCAUCUCUCAAAGGCUUGGAGGCAGAUGCAGAGGCGUUCGAGCGGAAGGAGCAGGGGGACGCGCGCAAGGCCCGGGAGGCCAGCGAUCGAGCCGAGGAGGCCAGACGGAGGGACAAGGAGGAGCGUGACGCUCUCAAGGGCAAGAUAGUGGGUCGGUACGCCGACGAGGUCAAGGCAGAAGGUGGCGCGACGAAAGCCGCGACGAAGAAGGUCGACCUUCCUGGCUUGACGGAGAAGAAGAAGACCACCCGGUACCGAGACGGGAAGGUCGUGACCACCACGGGUGCUAAGGUGAUCGUGGAAACCGUCAAGCCGGAAUGGGACGGCGGCUCGAGAGGGAAGGUCAAGACGAAGGGAAAGCGCGGCAAGGGCUUCGUAUGA
Messenger RNA from Ectocarpus siliculosus, 957 nucleotides. The record is from the annotation of a GenBank genome assembly. Lineage: Eukaryota; Phaeophyceae; Ectocarpales; Ectocarpaceae.